Guillardia theta CCMP2712 is the source of this 609-nucleotide messenger RNA. RefSeq lists its product as hypothetical. The transcript has 2 exons. Bases 1 to 609 code for a protein of 202 amino acids. The record is from RefSeq and is a predicted model, not a curated record. Lineage: Eukaryota; Cryptophyceae; Pyrenomonadales; Geminigeraceae.
AUGCAGGAGAUGGAGAAGGAGGUGCUGCUGCAGGACAAGGAGAAGGAGAAGGAGCUGCUGCUGAAGGAGAAGGAGAAGGAGAAGGAGCUGCUGCUGAAGGACAUGAAGAGGGAUCAAAGGGACAUUGCUAAUCACUACAAGCGUCAGCUGUCCCACCACACUCGAAGGGAAGUGGUUGAUAUUGCUCAAUGCUAUCAGAACGAGGCGGUCCAAUCUGUGUCGCAAAAGUUGCCGCAGAAGUAUUGGAGUCUCAUCAAGCGAAGACAGAUUUCUAUGAGUAACAUAUAUUGGCUCUUGGAGAGCCAGGAAAGCUUCCGAAGUGCAGUAUGGAAAGAGAUCGGGUUACCCGAGGACCUUGCGAUACCCACCUACCGUGGCAAUCUGGACAAUAUGUUGUACGGGCAGCUCUCUGACGGCAUUCACGGGCCAUCGGGGGCGUUUGUGUAUCUAUCUUCCAAGACGGCUGACGUGGAGGUCAGGUUUUUCAGUGAGGUUGCACAGAUUUUCAACAAGAAGGUACGCUUUUUCGACGACGUAUCAGCAGACGCGGGAGAGAACAACGAGGCUAAGUCUGAUAGUUCGGCCGGAGCCGCCCGAGCCUGCCAGUGA